Molecule: messenger RNA, 477 nt
Organism: Purpureocillium lilacinum
Lineage: Eukaryota; Fungi; Ascomycota; Sordariomycetes; Hypocreales; Ophiocordycipitaceae
Source: RefSeq, a predicted model, not a curated record
AUGCUGGGCGGCCCAUGCGCUAUGCAUUGUGCUGUGCCGUGCGUCGACUUCAUCGGUGAGGUGUCAGCAGUGAGCACCGGGGCUCCCGAUGGGCGUCCCUUGAGCUCUGUUCUCCGCAGUGUCUGCAGGCCCCAAGUGCUGGCGCGAGAUUGGGAUACGCUCCAGGGUUGCACCAAGACGGAAGGAGCUCAUGUCCUCGCCUUCUUAUUGCUCCUCACCGCUGCCGCCAACGGCCAGUCGCGCCGGGAAUUCACCCGAGCAGCGACUGCCUUCCCCGCGUUGAGGCAAGACAAACCAACCUUUUGGGAGGGGAGAGGGGGGGCAAUAACAGCAAUGAUAAACACGGGGGCGACUGCCAAUCCCUCGCGUCGCGCCGCCCCGGGGCAUAAUGUCUCAUUGACAAGACUGCGAGCGAUGCUUGCACCUGCCUUUGGCAACGUUGAACUCACUUACACGGAGACCAGACGCCCUCUCUAG